GGGUAUUUCAUUACAAGAGGCACGGUCCCGCUUGAUAACAGAGCUUUGAAACAGUGACAGCUGGAAGAAGCAGAACAGCACGCCACAGUAGCGGGGAGCCAGCGAGACUCAACGGGACAGAGAGCAGCGCAGCGCCGGCUUGAUCGACAGAGAGCAGCGCAGCGCCGGCUUCAUCGACAGAGAGCAGCGCAGCGCAGUUAAGAGCAGCAGCACAGCGUUUCGUUCAGUGCAUCCAAACUCACCUGCUGUCAUCCGCAACGAACCACUCCUGGAUUGUAUAUUCAAUUCAACGUUAUUGUAUUUUAUUGUGUGUGUAUAUAUACCAGAAAAGCAGAACGGGUUUUGUGUGACUGCGAUCACAUGAUAUCGUGUACUGGGGAUACAAAUAUAAACACAUAAUACCUAAAAUACCACGGAGAACUGACACUGAGAGUGCACAGCGCGACCCAGAGCCGCUCUGGAUAAGAGUUUGUGAAUAGCGCUGAUGAACUCGAUUGUGCGUGUUUGGAUGAGAGCUGUGUACCUGAAUGCGACGUCACAGGAUGGUAUAUAUCAUACACAUGACAGGGAAUUCAUCAGUAUAGAAUUACAAACAGAACACAGAGUCUGCUCGCUGCGCUGAACUGCAUGCAAAGAUACAUGACAACCGAAACGUUGGCGUUUGUCUUUCUAACAUCUUUUUUAAACGGAGCGAUGAUAUAAUUCAUCGGCACGGGAGGGGACUUGGAGCACGCACAGUUCACUGGGUCGGAACAUUUCAGGGUGGAUUCGGGAUCACUGGUUCCGGUGCAUGUUGAAUCUCUAUGGAUGAGCGAAUGACAAUGCGAUUUUGAGGCGGCGUGUUAUUGUACCCCUCUCGGCUGGAUGGUUACAGUUGCUAUCGAUCGCACUCGCAGUGUGGACAGGGUUGAUGCGUCAGUGGGUAAGCGAAGACCCUCUGAACUGGACUGAAACAAAGCAGGCAUCCCUCCACACAGACGGGUCACCGUGGCGUUUAUUGAUUGAUUUAGCUUGCUUGUUGGUUUAUUUUUCACGAGGACUUCAGAGACGUUUAAUUUGACAUGCAUCACAAAGGAAUUCCCCUGCUCGUGCUGCUGGAGUACUUCAUCUGCGUGCAAGGUGUUCCAGAUCUCAGGACACUGCCGGUGUCUCGUUGUGACGGACGCUCUUGCAACCCCUCUGUCGGUAACCUAGCGACCGGCAGGACGGUGUCCACCCUGAGCAGCUGUGGGCAGAACGGCACGGAGCUUUACUGCUCGUACCCGGACCCGGGACUCUCCGCCUGCCAGCGGCCCAAAUGCGGCAAGUGCAACGCCCAGCACCCCGGGCACGCCCACCGCGCGGCACACAUGACUGACGACUUCUUCUCGAACCCGGGCACGUGGUGGCAGUCGGCGGCGGGCGUGAACCGGGAGGAGCUCCGCCUGGACUUGGAGACGGAGUUCUACCUGACCCACGUCAUCGUGCUGUUCCGCUCCCCGCGGCCCGCGGCCAUGACCCUGGAGAGGUCUCAGGACUACGGCCGGUCCUGGAGACCCUAUAAGCACUUCGCUGUGAACUGCAGCGAGACAUUCGGCAUCCCCGACGACGUCAGCCACGCGGGGUCUCUGUGCACCUCCCGCUACUCCCACGUCCUGCCCUGCACCAAGGGAGAGGUGAUAUUCCGAGCCCUGACUCCUGGGAGCGGGAUUGAGGACCCCUACAGCGCGGAGGCCCAGGACCUGCUCAAGCUGACCACCCUGCGGCUGCGGCUCCUGAAGAGGCAGGACUGCCCGUGCCGGGGGGCCCCCGUCGGGGCGCUGCCCAAGCCACAGCACUCCGCUCACUACGCCGUGUACGACCUCAUCGCCCGCGGGAGCUGCUUCUGCAACGGGCAUGCCGAGGACUGCCAGCCCGCGCCGGGGACCAGGAGGGAGGGCAGCAUGGUUCAUGGGAGCUGCCUCUGCCAGCACCACACCGCAGGGGAGCACUGUGAGACGUGUGCACCUCUUUACAAUGACCUCCCAUGGAGACCAGGCGAUGGAAUAACAGGGGCACCAAACGAGUGCAAAAAGUGCCAGUGCCACGGCCACGCCGAGAGCUGCCACUUCGACAGCGGCGUGUGGCUGGCCUCGGGGAAGCGCAGCGGGGGGGUCUGUGAUGGCUGUCGGCACAACACCAAGGGGCGCCGGUGCCAGCGAUGCCAGGCUGGCUUCUACCGGGACCAAGCCAAGCCCAUGUCCUCCCCCGACGCCUGCAAACCAUGCUCCUGCCACCCUGUAGGCUCCACCAAUGGCUCCUUCUCCAGGCUCUGGAAGUGCCACCCCCGGAGCGGCUACUGCUACUGCAAGCCGGGCGUGGCGGGCCCCAACUGCGCCCGCUGCAUGAUGGGAUACUGGGGGUUUGGGGAGAGCGGCUGCCGGCCGUGUGACUGUGCCCGGGACUGCGACCCCGAGACUGGGGAGUGUCUGGACAGUUUUGACCACGAGCCGUUUUUCGAUGUUCCUAUUGGAGGGCGCAUUCCUGACCUCAUUCACGUUCCGACCAAUGAGAGUGAAGGGGAGUGGACCUGGGAGGAUGAGCAGGGUUUUUCAGCCCUGAGGCACCCUGAGAAGUGCAUAUGCAAAGAGAAAAUGCUUGGAGGCGUCCCGGAUUUUUGCAAGAUGAAAUAUGCUUACGUGAUCAAGGCGAGGAUCCUGUCCGCCCACGACAAGGGCACGCACGCAGAGGCCGUCGUCAAGGUGAAGAAGGUCAUGAGGCAGGGCAAGGUGAAAAUAUCACCGGGAAACAGGAGCAUCUACCCAGAGUCCUGGACCAACAGAGGCUGCACCUGCCCUAUCAUGAACCCAGGAACAGAUUACCUGAUCGCUGGACACGAGGACUUCAGGACAAGCAAGCUGCUGGUCGACAUGCACAGCCUGGUGAAGCCGUGGAAGGCUUCCGUGGGGAAGCAGGUCGCGGAGAUCCUCCAAUCAGGGUGCAAGUGAGCCCCCCCACAGCUACCGAACUGAGACCAGGACCUCGCAAUCCUGCAGGACCACGGCAUUCCAACCUGAACUAAAACAAUGCUUAUUUUCUACAUCGUUUGUUCGUUCGUUUUUUAAAACGUGUUUUGAUGGUCACAGUGGUGCAGCAAGAUGAGAACAGGCAACAGCAUGAUUGAGGGUUUUUUAAAACUCACUGAAAAAACUUGAGAUGGAAAAGCUGCCUUGAGUUUCCAUUGGCAGAGCUCAGUCCAGUUUGAACUGAGACUCUCUCACCCCAGUCAGCAUUGCCUCUCAUUGGCAGAGCUCAGUCCAGUUUGAAAUGAGACUUGCUCACCCCAGUUAGCAUUGCCUCUCAUUGGCAGAGCUCAGUCCAGUUUGAACUGAGACUCUCUCACCCCAGUUAGCAUUGCCUCUCAUUGGCAGAGCUCAGUCCAGUUUGAACUGAGACUCUCUCAGCAGAGGAGUGGCAUUACAGACCCGGACUGAAUGUGUGAUGCGUACAGGCACAGCUUUGUGAGGUGACCUCAGCUCGCAGACUGGAUUGCUGACCGCACAGAUGGAUCUGGCGGCAGGAAGCCUCAGUUUGAUAACUGGAGAGAUGGGAGUUUUCCAGACUGGUCUCAGGGAGGGUAGAAAGGUGGUAUAUUGUGAAAGGAGUUUCAUACAGCAUUGUAAUGCAGGUAGCGUGCAGAACAGCGUGCCUGUAAAACAAUGUGUCGACAAAGUGCACCAUUCAUUAUCAUGAAACCAGCCGUGCUGUGAAUACAAUGAUUGAGAAAGAGAUUUCUAUCAUGUGCGAGGCUCCUAUCACUCAUUAUACACAGACACGUUAUAUGUAUGGUAUGUAUUGUGUAUAUUACUAUAUUUUCACAUUUCUGUUUCAGUAAAGUCUGUAAAAUGCAAGCUGUAUAUAUGUUGCUAUACGUUCAGAAUUCUUUACCUUCACGUUGCUGCACAUCAGGCUGUACUUGUGUUUGUGUUUAUUUUACCAAUAUCCACUGCUCAGGGUCUUUCAACUCAUAAGAGCACACGUUUCCCUGCUGUAUUCCACAACACGUCACAGAGCAAGAUGGGCCGAAUGGCCUCCUCUCGUUUGUAAACUUUCUUAUGUUCUUAUGACAGCUCCGUGCCACCUUCCGUUUUAUCAUGCUGUAUUCUCCAUAUCGACGUAGCCCAUUCUAAACGAUGACAUCACAAUCAUACCUCUCGGAAAUCCAUUCCGCUGCAAAGCCCAUUCUAAACGAUGACAUCACAAUCAUACCCCUCGGAAAUCCAUUCCGCUGCAAAGCCCAUUCUAAACGAUGACAUCACAAUCAUACCCCUCGGAAAUCCAUUCCGCUGCAAAGCCCAUUCUAAACGAUGACAUCACAAUCAUACCCCUCGGAAAUCCAUUCCGCUGCAAAGCCCAUUCUAAACGAUGACAUCACAAUCAUACCUCUCGGAAAUCCAUUCCGCUGCAAAGCCCAUUCUAAACGAUGACAUCACAAUCACACCUCUCGGAAAUCCAUUCUGCUGCAAAGCCCAUUCUAAACGAUGACAUCACAAUCAUACCUCUCGGAAAUCCAUUCCGCUGCAAAGCCCAUUCUAAACGAUGACAUCACAAUCACACCUCUCGGAAAUCCAUUCCGCUGCAAAGCCCAUUCUAAACGAUGACAUCACAAUCACACCUCGACCACUUCUCGGUAUUCUGUUCAUCAACGCUUCCCCUCUUUUUAAUGGGAUUGACAAUGGACUAAAUAAAGGUGGGUAACGAUCAGAAAACAAACACAGCUGGAUUUGGACCUUGUGUAUUAAUAAUAAAGCUGUAUGUAACAGA
Messenger RNA from Acipenser ruthenus (sterlet), 4782 nucleotides. RefSeq names its product netrin-4-like. Gene Ontology annotation, molecular function: protein binding. Gene Ontology annotation, cellular component: laminin trimer. Lineage: Eukaryota; Metazoa; Chordata; Actinopteri; Acipenseriformes; Acipenseridae. The coding region runs from base 1062 to 2966 and encodes 634 amino acids. Gene Ontology annotation, biological process: substrate adhesion-dependent cell spreading; basement membrane assembly; cell migration. The record is from RefSeq and is a predicted model, not a curated record. The transcript has 10 exons.